AUGAAUCGCACGCUGGUCGAGUGUGCGCGUUGCAUGAUGGAACACGCUGGACUGGGAAAGAGCUACUGGGGUGAAGCAGUGAUGACGGCGAUGUUUCUUCGAAACCGCUGUCCAACACGUGCCAUUCACCAAGACAAGUCUCCAUAUCAAGUGUGGACGAUGAAGAAACCGAUUCUGGCCAACCUUAAAGUGUUUGGAUGCCACGCGUAUGUUCAAGUGCCUCAAGACAAACGCGCGAAGUUCGACUCCAAGUCAUCACUCUGUCGUUUCCUGGGAUACGCCGAACACCAGAAGUCAUAUCGAUUUGAGGAAGUGUCAACAGGAGCGAUCAAGAUCAGUCGCGAUGCCACAUUCAUGGAAGACAAGUUUGAUGAAGGUCCGCGCAACUACAACGAUGAGUCAAGUGUCGUUGAGUUUGAUGAUCAUGAUGAGGACGAAGAAAAAGAAGAAGGUAAAACUGACGACGACAUGGACUCGAGCGACGAUGACAACGAAGACACCAGGUCUUCGAAGAGCAACAUCAAGAGACACACGCGCACUCAAUCACUUGAGAAAGCUACCGUCAUUCAAGUCCCAAGCGAAGAACAUACAGAGGUCCGUCGCUUGAGCAUGUGUCAGCGGCUGCAAUGGAUUUUGAAGCAGCCUACAUCGUUGAUUCAGUGGGGGAAACGCCGACUACAUUCAAGUCGGCGAUGGAAUCAAGCGACUCCGGCAAGUGGAAAGAAGCGUGUGACUCGGAGUUCGAUUCGCUUCAGAGAAACGACACGUGGGAAAUCGUGCCUCUUCCGAAAGGUCGCAAGGCCAUCGGGUGCCGAUGGGUUUUUCGUGUAA
Messenger RNA from Peronospora matthiolae, 831 nucleotides. The record is from the annotation of a GenBank genome assembly. Lineage: Eukaryota; Oomycota; Peronosporomycetes; Peronosporales; Peronosporaceae.